AUGACCUCACGUUUCCGAUUGCCUGCUGGCAGAACCUACAAUGUACGAGCAUCAGAGUUGGCCCGAGACAGACAGCAUACGGAGGUGGUUUGCAACAUCCUUCUUCUGGAUAACACUGUACAAGCUUUCAAAGUUAAUAAACAUGAUCAGGGGCAAGUUUUGUUGGAUAUAGUCUUCAAGCAUCUUGAUUUGACUGAGCGCGAUUAUUUUGGUUUACAGUUGGCUGACGAUUCCACAGACAACCCAAGGUGGCUGGAUCCAAACAAACCUAUAAGGAAGCAGCUAAAGAGAGGAUCUCCUUACAGUUUGAACUUUAGAGUCAAAUUUUUUGUAAGUGACCCCAACAAGUUACAAGAAGAAUACACAAGGUACCAGUAUUUUUUGCAAAUUAAACAAGACAUUCUUACUGGAAGAUUGCCCUGUCCUUAUAAUACUGCUGCCCUUUUGGCUUCAUUUGCUGUUCAGUCUGAACUUGGAGACUACAGUCAGUCAGAGAACUUGCCAGGCUACCUCUCAGAUUAUUCUUUCAUUCCUAAUCAACCUCAAGAUUUUGAAAAAGAAAUUGCAAAAUUACAUCAGCAACAUACAGGCUUAUCUCCUGCAGAAGCAGAAUUUAAUUAUCUGAACACAGCACGUACCUUAGAACUCUAUGGAGUUGAAUUCCACUAUGCAAGGGAUCAAAGUAACAAUGAAAUUAUGAUUGGAGUGAUGUCAGGAGGAAUUCUGAUUUAUAAGAACAGGGUACGAAUGAAUACCUUUCCAUGGUUGAAGAUUGUAAAAAUUUCUUUUAAGUGCAAACAGUUUUUUAUUCAACUUAGAAAAGAAUUGCACGAAUCUAGAGAAACGUUACUGGGAUUUAAUAUGGUGAAUUACAGAGCAUGCAAAAAUUUGUGGAAAGCAUGUGUAGAACAUCACACAUUCUUCCGUUUGGACAGACCGCUUCCACCUCAAAAGAACUUUUUUGCACAUUAUUUUACAUUAGGUUCAAAAUUCCGGUACUGUGGGAGAACUGAAGUCCAGUCAGUUCAGUAUGGCAAAGAAAAAGCAAAUAAAGACAGGGUAUUUGCAAGAUCCCCAAGUAAGCCCUUGGCACGGAAAUUAAUGGAUUGGGAAGUAGUAAGCAGAAACUCAAUAUCUGAUGACAGGUUAGAAACACAAAGCCUUCCAUCGCGAUCUCCACCUGGAACUCCUAAUCAUCGAAAUUCUGCAUUCACACAAGAGGGAACCCGGUUACGACCGUCUUCAGUUGGUCAUUUGGUAGACCAUGUGGUUCACACUUCCCCAAGCGAAGUAUUUGUGAAUCACAGAUCUCCAUCUUCAACACAAGCUAACAGCAUUGUUCUGGAAUCAUCACCAUCACAGGAGACCCCUGGAGAUGGGCAGCCUCCAGCUUUACCACCCAAACAAUCAAAGAAAAACAGUUGGAACCAAAUUCAUUGUUCACAUUCUCAACAAGAUCUGGAAAACCAUAUUAAUGAAACAUUUGAUGUUCCAUCUUCCCCUGAAAAAUCUACUCCUAAUGGUGGUAUCCCACAAGAUAAUCUUGUUCUAAUCAGAAUGAAACCUGAUGAAAAUGGAAGGUUUGGAUUCAAUGUGAAGGGAGGGUAUGAUCAGAAGAUGCCUGUGAUCGUGUCCCGAGUAGCACCAGGAACACCUGCUGACCUCUGUGUCCCUCGAUUGAAUGAAGGGGACCAAGUUGUACUGAUCAAUGGUCGGGACAUUGCAGAACAUACCCAUGAUCAAGUUGUCCUAUUUAUUAAAGCUAGCUGCGAGAGACAUUCUGGGGAACUCGUACUUCUGGUUCGACCUAAUGCUGUAUAUGAUGUAGUGGAAGAAAAGCUAGAAAAUGAACCAGACUUCCAGUACAUUCCUGAGAAAGCCCCACUAGAUAGCGUCCAUCAGGAUGACCAUUCCCUGCGGGAGUCAAUGAUCCAGCUAGCUGAGGGGCUUAUCACUGGAACAGUCCUGACACAAUUUGAUCAACUAUAUCGGAAAAAACCUGGAAUGACAAUGUCUUGUGCCAAAUUACCUCAGAAUAUUUCCAAAAAUAGAUACAGAGAUAUUUCGCCUUAUGAUGCUACACGGGUCAUUUUAAAGGGUAAUGAAGACUAUAUCAAUGCAAAUUAUAUAAACAUGGAAAUCCCUUCUUCUAGCAUUAUAAAUCAGUAUAUUGCUUGUCAAGGGCCAUUACCACACACUUGUACAGAUUUUUGGCAGAUGACUUGGGAACAAGGCUCCUCCAUGGUUGUAAUGUUGACCACACAAGUUGAACGUGGCAGAGUUAAGUGUCACCAGUAUUGGCCAGAACCCACAGCAAGUUCAUCCUAUGGAUGCUACCAAGUCACCUGCCACUCAGAAGAAGGAAACACAGCAUAUAUCUUCAGGAAGAUGACACUAUUUAACCAAGAGAAAAAUGAGAGUCGUCAACUCACUCAGAUCCAAUACAUAGCCUGGCCUGACCAUGGAGUCCCCGAUGAUUCCAGUGACUUUCUGGAUUUUGUUUGUCAUGUACGAAAUAAGAGGGCUGGCAAGGAAGAACCUAUUGUUGUUCACUGCAGUGCUGGAAUUGGAAGGACUGGGGUUCUUAUUACUAUGGAAACAGCCAUGUGUCUCAUUGAAUGCAAUCAACCAGUUUAUCCACUAGACAUUGUAAGAACAAUGAGAGAUCAACGAGCCAUGAUGAUCCAAACACCUAGUCAAUACAGAUUUGUAUGUGAAGCUAUUUUGAAAGUUUAUGAAGAAGGAUUUGUUAAACCCUUAACGACGUCAUCAAAUAAAUAA
Molecule: messenger RNA, 2781 nt
Organism: Puma concolor (puma)
Lineage: Eukaryota; Metazoa; Chordata; Mammalia; Carnivora; Felidae
Source: RefSeq, a predicted model, not a curated record